This is a messenger RNA of Drosophila sechellia, 1565 nucleotides long. RefSeq names its product nicotinic Acetylcholine Receptor beta3 (gene nAChRbeta3). Lineage: Eukaryota; Metazoa; Arthropoda; Insecta; Diptera; Drosophilidae. Gene Ontology annotation, molecular function: acetylcholine-gated monoatomic cation-selective channel activity; transmembrane signaling receptor activity. The record is from RefSeq and is a predicted model, not a curated record. Gene Ontology annotation, cellular component: postsynaptic membrane. The transcript has 4 exons. Gene Ontology annotation, biological process: monoatomic ion transmembrane transport. Bases 69 to 1394 code for a protein of 441 amino acids.
CGAGCUCAGUUCCCAUUCAGAUUCCGAGAGCACAGCACCGUACAUCUGAAACAAAGCCGCACUGAACAAUGACGACGACUCCCAAGAUAAAGGCACCAGUUUCCGGUCCUGGACUGCCACUACUGCUGCAAAUGCUAAUGGGGAUGCUUCUUAUGGGGCUGACUUCCGUGCCAGGCGCCACUGCCACCCCGGACCCCAAGAACGCCAAUGUCAAGGCCCUGGAUCGCCUCCACGCCGGGCUGUUCACGAACUACGACACCGAUGUGCAGCCGGUAUUCCAAGGAGCCCCCACGAACGUGUCCCUGGGAAUGGUGGUCACCUACGUAGACAUCGACGAGUUGAACGGCAAGAUGACCACCCACUGCUGGCUGAAUCUCCGAUGGAGAGAUGAGGAGCGCGUGUGGCAACCGUCACAAUAUGACAACAUCACGGAGAUCACUUUGAAGUCCAGCGAGGUCUGGACCCCCCAAAUCACACUCUUCAACGGCGACGAGGGCGGCCUGAUGGCCGAAACCCAGGUGACCCUCAGCCACGAUGGCCGCUUACGGUGGAUGCCUCCAGCCGUGUACACGGCCUACUGCGAACUCAACAUGCUCAACUGGCCCCACGACAAGCAGAGCUGCAAGCUGAAGAUCGGCUCCUGGGGCCUGAAGGUCGUCCUGCCGGAGAACGCCACGGCGAGGGGAGAGUCCCUUGACCACGACGACCUGGUUCAGUCCCCGGAGUGGGAGAUCGUGGACUCGGGAGCGCAGUUUGUCAGUCAGGACUACUACGGCUACAUGGAGUACACUCUGACGGCCCAGCGGCGCUCCUCGAUGUACACGGCUGUCAUCUACACACCCGCGUCCUGCAUCGUCAUCCUGGCCCUCUCAGCCUUCUGGCUGCCUCCCCACAUGGGCGGCGAGAAGAUCAUGAUCAACGGCCUGCUCAUCAUCGUGAUCGCAGCCUUCCUCAUGUACUUCGCCCAACUCCUGCCAGUGCUGUCCAACAAUACUCCACUUGUGGUGAUCUUCUACAGCACCAGCCUGCUGUAUCUGAGCGUCUCCACCAUCAUCGAGGUCCUAGUCCUCUACAUGGCCACUGGCAAGCACAAGAGACGCCUGCCGGAGGCGCUGAGGAAGCUGCUGCACGGGCACCUGGGCACCUGGCUGCUGCUCUCGCUGUUCAGCACCACCGGCGAGUCGCAGGCGGAGAAAACCAAGGAGAUGGACGAGCACCCGUACGAGGAGGCGGACGAGGAGGAGUCCAGUCCGCUGGGCAUCAACCACACCGAGGUGCCGGGCGCCAAGGCCAACCAGUUCGACUGGGCGCUGCUGGCCACCGCCGUGGACCGCAUUUCCUUCGUGGCCUUCAGCCUGGCCUUCCUCAUCCUGGCCAUCAGGUGCUCGGUGUAGGGGUGCUCGCGACUUAACGCCACAUCCCAAUCAAUCUCAUUUUCCAGGGCUACCAAGCCAGUGUGCACUCUAAACUAGCUUUGCAUUUGCGAUUUCAUGUAUUUACUGUGUGUGCGAACUUAGAAUUAUUUAAUGAUGAGACCUCGUAUGGAAUAAAGGACCUCUGCCGAA